AUGCCUCUCACCACGCCCCUCACACAGCAGCUCGGCCUUGUGCACCCGCUCAUCCAGGGCGGCAUGCAGUGGGUCGGCGUCGCCGAGCUCGUCGCCGCCGUCAGCAAUGCGGGCGCCCUCGGCAUCCUCACUGCCCUCACGCAGCCCAAUCCCGCCGCACUGCGCGACGAGAUUCGGCGCACGCGCAAGAUGCUGCGCCCCGACGUCGCCAAGCGCUGCAAGCUCGGGCCCUUUGGCGUCAACGUGACGCUGCUGCCGUCCAUCUCGCCGCCCGACUACCCCGGCUACGUGCAGGCGGCGCUCGACGAGGGCGUGCGCAUCUUCGAGACGGCCGGCAACAACCCCGGCCCCGUCAUCAAGCAGAUCAAGGAUGCCGGCGGCUUUGUGAUCCACAAGUGCACGAGCGUGCGCCACGCUCUCAGCGCGCAGAAGCUCGGCGUCGACAUGCUCUCCAUCGACGGCUUCGAGUGCGCCGGCCACCCCGGCGAGGACGACAUCGGCGGUCUCGUGCUGAUGGCCCGCGCAUACGAGGAGCUCAAGGUCCCCUUUGUCGCGUCCGGCGGCAUCGGUAACGGCCAGGGUCUUGCUGCGGCUCUGGCGCUCGGCGCAGUCGGCGCCAACAUGGGCACGCGCUUCAUGUGCACCAAGGAGUCGACGAUCCACGAGAACAUCAAGCGCGUCAUCGUCGACUCGGACGAGCGUGCGACAACGCACAUCCUGCGCUCGCUGCGCAACAGCGCCCGCAUGCACAAGAACAAGAUUAGCAUUGAGGUGCUCGAGCUCGAGAAGCAGGGCGCCAAGUUCGAGCAGAUCCAGCCGCUCGUGUCUGGCCAACGAGGCAAGACGGUCUACACGACUGGCGACCCCGACGCCGGCGUGUGGACGCUGGGCAUCGUGUGCGGCCUGAUCCACGACAUUCCGUCGUGCAAGGAUCUGUGCGAGAAGAUGAGCGCCGACGCAGAGGCACACAUCAACCGUCUAGCCUCGCUCACCGGUGGCGCCCAGUCGGCCUCUUCCUCGCGCCAGUCGCACCUCUGA
Tilletiopsis washingtonensis is the source of this 1038-nucleotide messenger RNA. RefSeq names its product 2-nitropropane dioxygenase. The record is from RefSeq and is a predicted model, not a curated record. NCBI's taxonomy places the organism in Eukaryota, Fungi, Basidiomycota, Exobasidiomycetes, Entylomatales. The coding region runs from base 1 to 1038 and encodes 345 amino acids. Gene Ontology annotation, molecular function: nitronate monooxygenase activity. The transcript has 12 exons.